AAAAAAAACUGUUAGUACGUGAAAACAAAGCCGAUGUUGUCCGAUUGCAUCUGCAAGAUACCAACACCAAGUACAAACACAUUUGUAAUCGAUUGGAUGACAAAAUACCCAAUUGGCAGUCUUUAGGAAUUCCAAUUUCUGUCAGAGAUACCAGAUCUCCGACGAAUUUUCAGAUGAAACUUUCAUCUCUAACUGGUGGUCGUCGUCAAAUUCAAGAUUUGUUGCAUCAUCAUCGUCAUGUAUACUGCUAAUCUUCUAGGAUUUGGUCUGGCCGUCUCUUCCAGUGCAUUCAUCGGAUCAAGCUUCAUCAUAAAAAAGAAAGGGCUCCAAAGGGCUGGUGCUUCUGGUACUCGUGCGAGCUCUGGAGGAUACGGUUAUCUGCUAGAGCCACUGUGGUGGAUUGGCAUGUUGACUAUGGUUGUUGGAGAAUUUGCGAAUUUUGUAGCUUACAUCUAUGCUCCAGCUGUUCUUGUGACUCCCCUGGGAGCAUUGAGUAUUAUCGUCAGUGCGGUUCUAGCACAUUUCUUACUCAAUGAGAAAUUGCGGAAAAUGGGAAUAUUAGGUUGUGUGCUUUGUAUAGUGGGGUCAACCGUUAUUGUGCUUCAUGCCCCUGGUGAACAUAGCAUAAGCUCCGUGGAAGAAAUUUGGGAUUUAGCAACACAACCAGCUUUUCUUUUGUAUACAGCUUCAGCAAUAGCUGUGGUCCUGGUAUUGGUGUUGUACUGUGAACCACGCUAUGGACAGAGUAAUAUGAUGGUGUAUAUUGGCGUAUGUUCGAUAAAUGGUUCAUUGACGGUUAUGAGCGUCAAAGCAAUAGGUAUCGCCAUAAAACUUACAUUAGAGGGUUCAAGCCAGGUGGCAUGCUACCAAACAUGGAUUUUUGUAAUGGUAGCUGCUACAUGUAUAGUUACUCAAUUGAAUUACUUAAACAAGGCCUUGGAUACAUUUAACACCGCAGUUGUUUCACCAAUCUAUUAUGCCAUGUUCACAUCUUUCACAAUUCUCGCUAGUGCCAUCAUGUUCAAGGAUUGGUCUGGUCAGAGUGCUAGCACGAUUAUUUCUGUGCUCUGUGGGUUCAUGACCGUGCUUUCUGGUACCAUGAUUUUGCAUAGCACAAGAGAACCCGAUCCACCCCCUGUUUCAGACAUGUAUUCAUCACUCUCUCCUCAAAUAUCAUGGAUCGUGCAUGCAAAUGGGGAAAUAUGGAAGCAGAAAGAUGACGAAGAAUCAUGCCCCGAAGUUGUUGCCAUAAUUCAACCCGACCAUUUCAAAUGAUGGAUGCACAUUCAUUAAGAAUGCACAGUUCCUGUCCAAGGCCGAUGGAAAUGCCUUAAAAAUGAUUUUGAUGGCAAUCGCCAAGUUUAUAGUGCCUGCCUUUCUGCAUUCUCAGUGGCCUGCCCUGAGGUGAGGAAGCAUUAGACAUUUAACAUGCCCGUCUUUAUUUGAUCUUCCCAUGAAAAUACAAGUGACUGAUAUCUAUUCGUUCGCUAUUUAUGCCCCAAUAGUGGUAUCAUUGAUGGCUAAUUCGUUAAUAUUAUUUACAUUUUACCUUAGCUGGUGUUUUGCUUUGUAAAUGUUUAA
Molecule: messenger RNA, 1581 nt
Organism: Cynara cardunculus var. scolymus (artichoke)
Lineage: Eukaryota; Viridiplantae; Streptophyta; Magnoliopsida; Asterales; Asteraceae
Product: probable magnesium transporter NIPA6
Exons: 9
Coding region: 238-1275 (345 amino acids)
Biological process (GO): magnesium ion transport
Cellular component (GO): membrane
Molecular function (GO): magnesium ion transmembrane transporter activity
Source: RefSeq, a predicted model, not a curated record